CGCAUUGUGCCUCCAGUAAAAUGGCUGACGCGUUACCAGGCUCCAUUAGAAUCUGGAGACAUAACCAGAGCCGCGUUCUACCUCUAGCGUUUACAACCUUCUGGAUGCACGCGCCUUGCACGGGCAGCGCUGAUAGGACAAAGCAAACAGGCUGUUUUGGCGGCUCCUGGUUAAAGAUGGCGUCGCCCACCACGUACUCCUCUUCAUCGGUCUCAACGGUAACAUGAGCGUAGCUGCUCACCUUUCAGCGGAAACCAGAUCCAGCAUCUAGACACCGCCGCAACCAGAUACUACUAAUAAUACUACUGCUGCUCUAAUCCUCGCCGUGCCGGCUCCGCCCGAUCGGUACCAGUGUUACCACAGCGGGCCGGGGGCCGACAGCCGGGCCUCAGGGAGUUAGCAGCAAUAAAGCAGCCGGGAGCAGGCGGCAGGCCAGCCGGGAGCAGUCAGGGGGUGGUAGAAAGCGGCAGUCAGGCGGGCUAGCCGGGGGCAGUCAGGCGGUGGUAGAAAGCGGCAGUCAGUGGGCUAGCCGGUGGCAGUAAGGUGGUAGCCGGUGGCAGAAGGCGGCAGUCAGGGGGCUAGCCGGUGGCAGUAAGGUGGUGGUGGUAGCCGGUGGCAGUAAGGUGGUGGUGGUAGCCGGUGGCAGUAAGGUGGUGGUGGUAGAAAGCGGCAGUCAUGCAGAGCAGCACGGCCCCUCGCCCUCAGCCCGGCUGGCACAAGGAGCACCUAUGGCUGGCCCUGCAGGCUCUGGGCUUUGAGCCGGACUCGGAGGCGGCUUUGACUGGCAAGACCAUGGCUCAUGUAACGUUUGGAGUGUGAGUAUGCUUCAGGGCCUCUCCCGAUAUAUCUGUAUAUCUGUUUACCGGAUAUUCUCCUUUUUAUAUCUAGCCCAGUAUAUAAAUGUGCGUGUUUUGUAGUCAUGUUGUUCAGUGGUAUCUAACUGCAAUGUAGUCUGUAAGUAUAGCUUGGUGCAUCUCCAUUGUAUGAGAAGCUACGUAUUACAUUCAUUAAACAAUUCCUUUAUAACCAAAAUGUGACAGUGUACCUUUAAAUUAUAGUCUGUGUAUACAUACCGUAUUAGACAAUAAUGCCAUGUAACAAACCUUAAUAUUAAAGGUGAGCAUUUUAUAAUGGUCUUCAGAGCCCUCAGAACCCAUUACAGCUCUGUUAAUAGCCAUCAGCCUCUUUUUAUGUAUGAUAACCCUUUAAGGAUUGAGCCAAUUGUACUGAAACAACCAAAAAUUUGAGCUGUAUACCUGUUCAACCAUAAUUUCACCGUUCAUAUUAAAGGGACAUCAUAAUCACCACAAUGAAUUUAGCUUAAUAAAGUAGGCUUGGUUUAUAGAUCAUGCUCCUGCAGUCUCAACUCUCUGCAGUUUAGGAGUUAAUUUUACAUUGUUUAUGCAGCCCUAGUCACAACUUCCUGCAUGUGACUGGCACAGCCUUCCUAAACAUUUCCUGUAAAGAGCCAUCUAAUGUUUACACUUCUGUUUAAUUUAAAACUUUUUUUAUUUUAUGGUCUAAGUUUGCUAGACCCUGCAGGAGCUCUGUAUGUGAUAAAACUUGAAUUUACAGAGAGGAAAUACGAAACUUUUUAAGUUAUAUUGGAUUGAAAAUUAACUUUUUUUUUCUUUCUUAAUGCAGUCUGUUUUUGUCAGGGUAGGUGUGACUAGGGUUGCAUAGAAAAGCUUGAUUUAAUGAGUCUUGCUUUGCUUUCUUUGAGCUCCCCUGCCCCACACCCCUUUUUUUUUAAAAAAAUUUUUUAUUGCAAUACCUAUUACAGGAUACAAUGGUUUGGAGAACCAAACAAUCUAUAAUAGAAACAGAUAUUGUGUACUUUUUCCUGCUGAAACCUUGAGGUAUUGUAUUUUCUAAUCUUUAGGAGCCUUCUGUAUCUAUCACAGUGCUUCUUUAAAUGCUUUCACUGAUCUGCUUACACUUUUAGAAAAUCCAAUUACAAAUACAAUGAUGCUCUGCAACUAUGAAGUAUUGUCAUUUUUAGUUCUUCAGUAAAUUAGUUGUUUUGACUAUUUCCACAUCUGUGGCUUCAUUUAACGUUUAUUUUUUUUCUGCUUACUAGGAGCAUGUUUGACAAACCAAACAAGGAUGCUUUUUAUGUGGUUUUUCAUUUUCUGUUUUCAAAGCUGGAUAGUACUCGUUGUAAGGAAGCUUUCAGGUAAGAUUGUUUAUCCACAUCUGAAUAUUUAUUUUUGUAUUUUAUUAAUGUCAUGCUUGCUAUGGAUAUUUACUAAUUCUUAAAGGAUCCCUAUAGUGUCAGGAAAACAAAGCAGUUUAUCUGACACUAUAUAGUGCCCUGAGGGUGCUCCCACCCUCAGGGUCCCGCUCCCGUGACAUCAGUAGAGAGUACCGCACUCGCAUUCAAAGUGUCCAUAGGAAAGCAUUUUUCAGUGCUUUCCGAUGGAUGCGAAAUUCGCAUCCAGCAUCGCAGAUGCACCUCUAGCGGCUGUCCGGAAGACAGCCACUAGAGGCUGGAUUAACCCCAAAUGUAAACAUAGCAGUUUCUCUGAAACUGUUUACAUCUGAAGGGUUAAAACCUGAGGGACAUUGCACCCAGACCACUUAAUUGAGCUAAAGUGGUCUGGAUGACUAUAGUGUCCCUUUUUUUAAUUAAAAUUUCAGUUCUUUCAAUAUACUGUAACGCAAAAAAGUUUUACCUUGAAAGCUCCCUGUAGACUUGUUUUGCUAACUAUUUAAAGGGCACACGUCAUAAUACAGCCAAAUAUACACUUUAACCCCUUAAGGACUCGACUGUUUUUGCAAUGUUGUACGUUUGCGACCAGGCCGCUUUUUUUUUUUUUGUGUGUUUAGCUGUAAUUUUCCGCUUCUUUACUGUUCCUAUACAAAUUAUAUUUAUAUAAUCUCAUGUAAUUUUAAUUAAAAAAAAAAAAAAAAUUAUGAUAUAAAAUUGAGAAAAAUACAUGUUUUUUGACUUUUACUUAAAAUCUUUUACUCAUCUACAAAAGCGAAUGGGGGAAAAAAACUGCUGAAUAAAUUCAAAAUGUGGUCCCGAGUUUAAAAAUACCCAGUGUUUACAUGCGUUUUUUUUUUUUUGCAAGUUAUAGGGCUAUAGCUAGAAGUAGGAUUUUGCUGUUUAAAAUGUAUCAAUAGUGACAUUGUAACACUUAUCUGUCAUAAAUCUCUGAACACCCCACAUGUACAUAUUUUUUUUUUUUUUUAUUUAAAGUAUUCAAUAUGGUGUAUGUCCAGUCUUUUUUAGUAGCCACUUAGUUGCAAUUACUGGCCAAAGUUAGCGUUCAUGUUUGUGUGUGAAAAAGUAAACUAAAUUGAAUGCUAAUUUUGGCCAGUGUUUGUGGCUACUAAAAAAGACUGGAUGUACCCCAUUUGCAAUACCUUGGGUUGUCUUCUUUUGCAAAUGGUAUGCUGUCAUGGGGGAAGUUCUCAUUCCUGGGCUACCAUACGCUCUUAAAGGCAACGUAACCAACCUGGCCAUUUUCAAUGUAAAUAUUUGACCCUGUAACUUUCAAAAACUCUAUAAAUUCUGUACAUGGGAGGUACUGUUAUACUUGGAGAGUUUGCUGAACACAAAUAUUAGUGUUUUAAAACAGGAAAAUAUAUCACAACAAUUAUAUCAGUAAAAGUGCUGUUUGUGUGUGGAAAAAUGCAGUCACUUUCACUGACAAUAUCAUCGCUGUGAUAUGUUUUACUGUUUUGAAUAACUAAUAUUUGUGUUCAGCGAAGUCUCCCGAGUAAAACAAUACACCCUCCCUCCCCUCCAUGUACAGGUUUUAGGGUAAAAUACAGUGCUAGCAAAUUACAUUCUCUGGACUUUCAGCCUGGGCUGGCAGGCAGGUCCUGCAAAUAUCAAUUAAUAAAAUUAGUUAUGAAAAAAUAUUACAUAAAUACGCACAUAAAAUUUAAAUAUAUACAUAUUUAUAUACUUGAAGUCUACAUGUAUAUUUAUAUAAUUGUAAUUUUGUAUAUGGACAUGUGUAUCUCAAAAUACACUUCGAAUGAAAUACAUAUAUUUUAAUAUCAAAAUACAGUUAGAAUAAAAUGUCAUAGAUAUGUUUUAAAUUUUUAUUUUAUAAUAUACAAUAGUUAUUGAAUAUACAUGUGUAAUUUAAUUAUUACAGUGUGUUUUUAUAUUAAGUACAUAUUAAUAUAAAAAUACACUUGGUAUGACAUUAUAUCAUAAAUAUACAUAAAAAUUUUUUUUUAAUGAUUCUACACUAGCAGUGAGACACUAGGACACCUAUUGUGACCAUGUGAUCUCUCUGAGCGAUCACAUUGCCACAGGGGUCCUAAUCUGCCUGCAGCCCAGACAGUCUCCCCAUGGCAAUCUCCCCACACCAGGAGCACGGCCGAUCGCCACCGGGGGAACGGCGAUCGGGUAAGUACAUAAGACCAUUAGGACGGUUCAGGACCGUCAGUGGUCAGCAACGCUAAAAUGCCAAUGACGGUCCUGAACUGGCCUCGGUUCUGAAGGGGUUAAAUAAAAUUAAAGACAUGCUAAGAGACAAAGCAACACGAAAAUAACUUAACCCCUUAAGGACCAAACUUCUGGAAUAAAAGGGAAUCAUGACAUGUCAUGUGUCCUUAAGGGGUUAAAGUUUUUUUACUUUUUUAAUUGGUAUACAGUUAAGCUGCAUACUUAUUAAUCAUAAAAUUAAAAUUGGAUGUCACUUGUACUAGUUUUUAUUUUUCUUUAUUUUUCCAGAUAUUGUUGGCCCCCAGUGGAUAAGAAACGGGAUGCCGAAUUCCGGAAAGUGUGCUGUGAGUGGCUGCGAAAGAUUUCAGUAAGUGUUAUUCCCCCCACUUAUAGAAUCUUGCUAGAUGUAAACAUAGUUUCUUCCAUCCUUAAAACUGUUAUGGAAAAAUAUCUAAUUUUGUUUUUAACUUUCUGUAGGAAGAUGCUGGUAAUGGCUUUCCUCAAGUUGUGGCAUCAAUCUUUCUUUCACCUGGUGGGCCAAAGUUUGUGCAUCUCUUGUACCACUUUGUACGAUAUGUUAUGCUACAGCAUAUUAGAAAAGAUGGUGAGUUUUAUGAACUGCUCAUUGCGCUAUGAGCAAGUAAACAAAGCUUAUUAGGCUUACAAAGCUUUUCAUGUAACUGUUUGUGAAAGAAAUGUUGGAGAAAACUAUUGAGGCUAUUUUGGACAAUAGUAAAUUCAGUCAAAUACACUUUUUUUUUUUUUUUUCACACAUUUACAAGCUGCCUCUGAAUUGAUUGCUUUGGAUGAACUUCUAGCGCAAACCGAUUUAAAGUUACAUAGUUGAAAAGAGACAUGCGUCCAUAAAGUUCGGCUUACCUCACAUUAGUUUUUUGCUGUUGAUCCAAAGAAGGCAAAAGUCAAUUGUGUGGGUUUUUUUCCCCCUAAUAUUCCUCUUACUAAAGACUAGCUCACUGAUUCUUAUUGAGCAGAAAAUACAUAAAGAAUGGAGGGACUCUUACUUAUGUGUAGCAGUCAGGUUGACAAAAUUACAAUGGGUGGAGCUUAAAGUAAAGUUUGGUUUUAGUUGCCAAGCAGAUUUUAACCACCAUGCAUUAGUAAUCCAUCCCACAGUGUAGAAGCAGAAAGUCAAACGGUGCGUAUUGGCACUCAAUAUAAACUUUACUUUACUCAUGCUCAAUAGAGUGGGUUUAAAUGAAAAUAGUGUAAAAUAAAGCAAGUGUGUUUUUUUUUUUUUUUUUCUUGUUUACAGUAACCCACUACUAGCAGAUUAAAACUUCUAUUAUGUUUAUGUGCAAAAAAACACUUGCAUUUGAAAGAUCCAGUAAGCACCAUAACCACUUUAGUUGCUGGUUAAAUUAUUCUGCAUUCAUCUUAUGCUGCCAGGUCUGAGAUUUCUAUUGGCAGGAAACUCUAGCUCUGACACCUGUAAAUUGCUCAGCUAGAAGCUCAAGAUCAAGUUGAUCUAGCCAGCAAACAAUUUUGUGCACAAAAGCUUGGUGAUCUCCUAGGAGAAGGGUCUAAUGGAGCACAACUCUUCAGUGAGCUUGCCACAGCCAAGUUAACAAAACAAUGAGAUUUCUAAAUCUAAACGACUUGCCGUGUGUAUCUAGAAAUAUUUAUCUACAGCUUGUUACACCUAGCUUUUCUCUGUCUAGAGCUUGUUCCAGUAUAUCUUCAUAACCCUGACUAUCCUAUGGCAGGUUCUAAUUCAUAUGUCUCAGAAGCACUGCAGGUUAGGAUUCAGGAUCCUCAAAAAGCGUUGGCAAGAAACAUGGGUGCACGUUACAGAUACUUACAGGUUUUGCAGAGGGAGAACUUUGUGAUAACAGAGUACCAGCGAAAAGCCCAGUGAGUGUCUAUGUAUUCUUUUGUGUGUAUUCUAAACACGUAUAUACAUGUCUUGAGAAAUGUUUCUAUGGUGCCUCUGACAUGACAAAUGAAGGCGCACAUUAUGGUUGUGUAGGUUUUUAUUGAAUUUGACUUUGUUUGGGUUUUCAUUCCCCUGGUAUAAAAUGCCAUUUGUUUUUAUAAUCUUUAGAAACAAAAAAUUAGGUGUUUUGGAAGGGGCUCGAACAUGACUUUAAAUCACUUUGUACAUUUUCUUUAUUUAAUUUUUUUUUUUUUUAAAUUCUAGAAUUCUUGUGAAACAAAUCAGGGAAUUGCGUUCAGAUUGUGUGGCAUUGGAAAACCAGAACAGGUAAUUUGCUAUUCUUGACGGCAUAAUUCAUUUUGUUUGUGUAUUUCUAUCCACUGCUGUUACAUGUAUUUUCUCUUAAUUAGUGUCUUUUACGUUUAUAGAUCAGGAAAUGUAAGCACAGACAGGUGCAGAAAUGAGAAAGUGGAGAAGGUGAGAUUGUUCAGACUUUAAAAAAAUAAAUGUAAAAGCCACACUGAAUGCGUUUGUCAAAAGGUUGCUAAUCCUUCUGUAUUUUCUUGAAGAUACGAUACAUGUGGAAUGUAAUUAUGCAGAGCUUGAAAACAAUUGAGAAGGAAGUGGAAGUUGUGGAUUUGGUGGUUAAGGGGAACGUCGAUCAGUACUGUUUAGAUGGAUCCAAUGUCACUUUAAACAUUCCAGAUACACUAGUGGCCAGAAUUGAAAAUGAAAUGUACAGGGUAAGAGUCCAUGACCUUAAAAACUGUCUCAAGACUUCUCCCUUGUCUCAUGCUGCAGCCUUGUGAGCUAAAUUCUUCCCCUCCCUGUUUGAUUGGAGAGUUCCUCAUUUUUAAGACUUUCUAAACUACCUUGAAGAUGAAACUUUAAAUCAAGAUGCUGUCUUUACUACAGUUACAGAUGGAGAAUGUGUAUGAAGCUGGCAAGGUGAACCUUAUAACUGUUAUCCAACUUUUAAAUGAAGCUCUAAUGAUUGUGAAACAGGAACGCUGCCAACAAAACUGCAAAGGUGUACCUCUAGACUUACAGUAUCUUGCUGGGAAAGCAAAAUUUGAGAUGGAUAUUCUAACAAGACUGAUGAACAUAAGGUAGAACGAUCCUCUGCCAAUUUUUUUUUAUUUGUGUGUGAAUUAAACUGGUUAUGAAUUUGAAGAAAAACGUAGCCUUUACAUUUAAGGGAGUUGUGCACAAAUGUAAAUUUUUAGAUUUUCAGAAAACUUGUCUUUUAUUCUAUUUUAUUUUUAAAUGGCAAAGCUGUACUGACUACUUUCUCUUCAUAUUUUUCUUAUAUGUAUCUUUAUGCAAUUGUGGGCGAUUGAUACUCAGGCAGAGGAAACAUGCUCUGUUUGCCACUAAAUCUCCCUAUAAUAACACUGCCUUCUGAUGACCGGGGCGAGUUGAGAGAAAUCGUAACGGACAGAUACGAGGCAGACACUUUUUUUUACUUUUUUUUUUUAUUUUUUAUUAUGGUGUUCUUUCCCAUCUAGUUCAGGAAACAUUGUACUUUAGUUUUAUUGCAUAUGUUGCCUCAACUCUCCAUUGUAAUCUUUAGAUUGUAACUCUCUGGUUAUCUAGUAAAGUACUGUAUCAAAACUUCAGUGGCUCACUGGCAGGGGCCCUCUUUACCUCCUUUAUCAUCCCCCCCCCCCCCACACACACUCUAAAGCACUUCAGAAUGUUGACACUUGAUGAAUGUCAGUAAUAUGGUGGUAACAAUUCUAACAUUUAUUGCAGGCACAAAAUAAAAAGAGAAAAUAUUGUAGCAAUAGAUAAGGUGAUUGCUGAAACAGAAAAAGAAUGGGAGAAAAAAUGGACAAAGGUCCUUGGCAAGUCUCCUUUUGGCGUCUAUAAGGUAACAUCCUAUUGACUAUUGGGAUUGUAGACUGCUGAUAUGCAUAAUCUGGCAGGCUACAGUAUUUGUAAGACUGGGAAUCCACCCCUCCAAACAAUUUAAUCUUAUUUGUAAUUUGAACAGAAGGAUGGUUUUUUUUCCCUCCAUCUUAAAAUGGUUCAUUUAGUAUUAUGAAGGUAUUCGUUCAACCUAUGUUUACUAUGCAUAUGCAAACUCAUGUAUAUAAAUUUUAUUUUGUAUUAAGCUUCUUGAUCUGCAGCCUUCUACCUUUUCCCAUCAACCUGCUUUAGAAGAGGAAUUCAGCAGUAUUUUGGGCCAGUUUGCUCCAUGUUUACCAGGUGAGAGAUGUUGCUGCUGUUUGAGUGCAUAUGGUUUUGCGGGAUUUCUUAAGUUUUAAAUUCUGAGUCUGCACUCAAUGUAAGAUGUAGACUCUUUUUCCUGGAACCUCUUCUCCCCUCUCAUUCAAACAUAUAUUCUUUUUGCAUCUAUCUUCCACUUACCUCUAUACCCACUCAUGUCUUGUCUGUCAUCUCUGUAGCGAGGUUAUUGAAAACGUACACCGGCUCUAGGUGACUUUCAGAAUGUAACUUUUUACUUUUUUUUCCCGCUGAUUUCCAGAAGAGCUCUCAAAAACUCCCACAAAGCCCAUAACCAAAGAUGGUGCUUUACGGAAGAGUUUUGUAGAUGCGUCAAUAUUUACCCCCACUGGAAGGUAUAGAUUUUUUUUAUUUUUAUUUUUAUAUAUAUAAGGUUACUUUACUAGAGAAUUAAAUGGCUACAUUGAAUUUUAUAAAUGCCAGUGCAACUACUCAUCCUGGUUUUAUUUUUUAGGAGUCACCUUUCUUUACGUGGCCAGACUCCUAUUCUUAAACGCAGAAUGUCUUUAAAUGAGCAGGUAAGCUUUCUUUUUAACGUCUUCAUUUGACUGCUUAGACUGACACUCCACUAUCCAAAUACAAAAAUCACUGUCUAGUAGAUGUUCCCAGUGAAUACAUGCAUGUUUUCAUUAGGGGAUAUGUCUAAAAAGCUGCAAAUUUAUCUGAAGCCUUUGCAAGCCUCGGCCUAUGCCAGAUGUUCUGUUGCUUUCCAAUCAGACUUAUCAAUGCAGCUCAAUGGAUAUUCUUUGCAAGGCAUGAUCUCUGGGUAACUGCCUGCCUCUUGAAUCUACCUCAACUAGGCUAAACAACCAGAAUGUAACUGGAUUGAUGAGAUCUUUGGACUGUUUGGAGUUGUGAAAGAUUAAAGGACCACUAUAGUGCCAGGAAAACAUACUUGGGUUCUAGGGGGUGGAAGGGGUUAAACUUGCCUUUCUCCAGCGCCAGGCGGGGAGCUCUCCUCUUCUCUGCCUCCUCGGCUGCAUGCGCAUUCGCAUUCAGCCAGUCUCAUAGGAAAGCAUUCACGCUGGCGUCUUCUCACUUUUUUUUUUUUUUUUUCCACAGUGAGAAGCACGCAAGUACCUCUAGCGGCUGUCAGGGAGACAGCCACUAGAGGCUGGAUUAACCCUAAUGUAAACAUAGCAGUUUCUCUGAAACUGCUAUGUCUAUAAAAAAGGUUAACCCUAACUGGACCUGGCACCCAGACCACUUAAUUAAGCUGAAGUGGUCGGGUGCCUAUAGUGGUCCUUUAAUUUAGGGAAAAAGCCAAUUUCUAUUGAAAUCUGCACUUUCAUUUUACACACAGCAGGGGGUAGUGGUAACGAGGGCAGACUCUUCACACAUCUCGUACUACAGCAAGCUAAAGUGCUUCUGGGGUCAGUGUCCCUCUUUUUAAAAACUGCUGCUCCCCCCAUUUACAAAUGCACUUGUAUUGUUUUAAUAUUGUUAUGACUUAGAACUCUGCAGCGCAAGUGAAUGUCUGUUAACCACAUGUCUCCUCAUAUGUGUUUUCUGUCUAGCAUUGCUUCCUGAAAAACUAGGAUUUAUGUGGUAGUCAGUGCAUUUCGAGUGUUCUUUACUAGGGAUCGACCGAUUAUCUGUUUUGUCAAUAUUCUGCAAAAUCAGCUAAUAGAGAUACCAGUAAUACAUAACCGGACUCCCAGGCCCAUUUAAAAGCUCAGCGUUCCUGAGGGGCCCGUAGCAAGCUGUUGCCUUUCCAGCAGCUCCCUUCAGCUCCCUGUGUAAAUCUUGCGAGUCCUGCGGCCGUCAGAGCAUUGCCACGGGUUACUAUGGCAACGCUGCACGCAGGCCGUGAGAUUUACACAGGGAGCUGCUGGAAAGGUAAGAGCUUGCUGAGGGGCCCCCCACUGACAGUACAUGCCACAGGACCACCUGGGAAUGCUAUAUUUUCACCCACCCCCCCAGCCAGGUAACAAGCAGGGAGGCUAAAAUAAAACAUAAAUAUUAAAUGCCCACUCGCUUCAUUUUACACAUUACAUAACUUCAGAAACACUCUGCAUUAUAUACACACUCUGCAUUCAUUAUAUACACUAUACAAACACACUGUAUUCAUUAUAUACACCAUACAAACACACUGUAUUCAUAAUCCAUUCACUGUAAACACACUACACACACCUCCUGUCUAAACACUGCAUCCACUACAUGUGGCAUGUAUAUUUUGUUCAUUUACCUUUAGAAUUUUUUUUUUUUCAAAAUGGUAAAUGUACAGAAUAUCAGCUCUAUAAAAAAAAUCAGUCGAUCCCUAUCCUCUACAUACUUAUGUUUUUCAAUACAAAUCAGAGGUAUUGUCUCAAGGGAUGUCCUUCAGAAGAGUUGCUGAAACUGCCCUUGAUAAAUCUAGACUAAACUAUACAUCGAGUGUCAUCUCCUUUCUCCCCCCCCCCCUGUAGAAUAAACCUAAACCUGAGCUAUAAAUUAAAUGCCUGAGAAAUCGUAUUUGUAAUUGGAAUGUAAACUUUUAAUUUUUUUUUUUUUUCCCUUCCCCAGUGAGUGCUUGAGUCAGUGCCCUGUGACCGGUAAAUCAUGAGCCUUGCAGGUAACCAAACAUGUAAGGCUCAAGUUUUACCAAACAAACACAGCGCUCUGAGUCAAUCUGCACAGCGUGGAAAGACUUUAUAAGCCUUUCCCGCUGAGCAGUCUGCAAAAAGCCCUUGAAGGAUGGUGAAAUGUGCUAGAUUAAUGCUGUAAAGAUUUGCAGACCCUGACCGUAAUCUGCUUUGUUACUGUAGAGUGCUGGAUAUGAUGGCACUUUGUUAAAUGUAGCAGCAGGAAACGAAAUAAGAUGAUGGAGCACAAUAGACUGUUGCAUUUACCACACUAAGGAUACACAUUACAAUAUGAACUAGUAAUCAAAGGGCAGUCCUAGACAGAUUAAAUUGAGAUACCAACAUAAAAACUUUGUAGUUGUGCCGUCAUAAAUUCGGUUUUAUGCUAGCAAGCGGUAACCCAUCAAUAAACUACCUACUAAGAAGUCAGACUAGCUGGGCUAAUAUCGAAGAGACUGCCAUAGCUUGGUAUAACUGGAGUAGAGCCUAAUACUAUGCUAGUUGCUGCCAAGGUAGCAGCCCCUGGUCUAACUAGGUCAGCGGUUAACAUAGUACAAACUGCUUAAUAAAUUAAGAUACUCAUACGAACAAAUAAUCCUGAGUCAAAGUAUAGACAUUCAGACGAGGUCCUAGGAAAGAUCCACAAGUGUGGUGUCUAAGUCAACGCCCGUUUCGGCAUUGACUUGCGUCUUUGUAAAGAGUUGGAGUGAGACUGAUCUGGCCACUGUUUUUGUACAGUCGUUAUAGUUGUCCACAAAUCACAUCGAAGGGGGCGUUUUUUUUUUUUGGUUUUUUUUUUUGAGUGGCUUGAAUUGAUAGAGAAUGGAGGGAGAAAUUAACUCCAGUGCCAAACGAUAGUUACUUGCAAUCAUUGUUGAAAUCCAAUUUAUGAGAUACUGGUAGGGGAUAGUGUUUAAAAUUAAAACAAAUGUUUUUCAAAAGGAGAAUAAUUUGAUCUUCUAAAAAGCAAGAUAAUUACGUUAAUUUGAACAGGUCAAUUAAAGUGGCUAAGGGGAACAGUGCUUUCAAAACUAUUUUUAGAAGUUAUGCCCUCAGGGACCAACCAAUAUACAUUCUGUUGCAAAAUUAAAGUAACGAUAUGUCCAUAAGACAAGUUAUGUAAUUAGUAUAGAUAUAUUAGUAUAGAUAAGCCUUCAUUCAAACACUUCGGUUGAAGGGUCUUCAGCCGAUGGAUUCCUUAGACAACAUGAGUUUGUUUUUUUGUUUUUUUUUUGUCACUUGAAUGGUGUUCCUUCAAGUGAUGGGGCUCUCUGUGGUUAGCUUAGGAGACCUAACAUGUUUAUUAAUCCUUUCUUUAAAAUGUUUUUCCAACAUAUUUUAAAUCCCAUUCACAUGUUAGGAGAUAAACCAGACUUGCAGUAUUGCAAUUAAAGAAUGAGUUAAUGUUAAAUGAUUGUCUUCACUAUCAGUUAUAUAUUUUUUUUUUUUGUCACUUUUGAAUUUGCUGGCAACACAUUGUCCGCACUUGAACCCACAAGGGGAGUAGUAAGCAAAGUAUGUGUCAUGGUACGCUGGGGUUGAAAAUGACUGGGGACCAAGAGGUCUCAGAUUUUUUUUUUUGAUUUUUUUUUUUUUUUUUCGCUCUCCCUCUUCUCCCCUACGUGCUGUGAUAUUAACCUUGGGACAGAGUAUGUGCAUCAGUUAAGAGGGGCCAAAAUUUUAAAUUUGUCCGACUAUGGGUGAUAUUGUUGUCUUCUAGUAACGACACAAGGGUCAUUAGGCAAUCAGUCUUUGCUUGGCAGGCCUAGAUCUUUGGCUUGCCUCUGUCUGAAGCUGGCUGUAUUUAUAUAGGGUGAGUUUUCUAGCAAAUGUAUGUAAAUCUUUGAUCCAUACAAAUUUAUUGUAAGCUGGGAUUGGUACAAAUAAACUUUUUUUUUUUUUUAAAACCUUAAUUUCGUGGUGAUUUAAAGGUUUGGCCUGAUUCACCAUUUGAGUAGUUAUUCAUGUAAGUUUUCAAAAUCUCCUUCCCCUAUCUCUUGAGGGAUUGUGUACUCUGAGGCCCCUGGGUAUCAUGUGGGUUUUUUUUUUUUUUUUUCUCAAAGUAGUUAUCAAGGAACGAUAUCUCCCAGCUAGCCCUUAUUUGCUGUUUAAAUAGUUUAAAUAGUUUAUUCAGUACGUUGAAGGACUGAUGUUGGUGGGAUUAAGUUGUUCACUGGAGAACAUGGUGCUGUCUAGUUUAUUUGAAAGAGCCUGUCAUAGCAGGCAGUACUAGACGAUCAAAUAUCCACUUAGGCAUUGAAACCUAAAAUAAAUACAAAGACUUGGCGAGAGUCUGAUGCCAAGUUUGUAGUGGUUAUGGGGUAAUUAGGGCAUAACCCAAUGUAAAGAUACUAAGAUUCUACUGGCUAGUGUCUAUAUUCUAAGUGUGGGUUUAAUAUUGGAUUUUUCCAUUGAAGUCUUGACAGUUGGUUCUAUUUUAAUCAACUCAUUUUAUUCAUUUUUUUUUUUUUUUGCUUUCCUGAUGUGCACAUUUUGACAGCUUUCCUUUAAUAUUUUAUGACUUAUCCAGCCAUAUAGGGAUUUAAUAAACUGUUUUAUUUAAGGCACAGAGCCAAAUAUGUGAUCAGCAAUUUCAUCAAGGGUAAUAGGAUUAGUAUUGGUCUUGCGUCCUGCAAGCCCUCUCUAAUCUUUCUUAGUAAUAUAAAACCCCUCUGACUACACAAAGUAUUUUGUUUAUUUGGUUACUGUCUGAAUUCUUUUUGCAUUCCCAUUUAAUGUUGCUCCUUUAUUUAUGCAGGACUUUCGAACACCUUCUCCGUAUGUAAAAGAUGGUUUUUUGGAGCUUACUCCAAAGUCUGCAGGGAAUAAAAGACUAUCUGACACCAGUUGGAAAGCUGGAAGUAGUUUGCUGGCAGUAUCUCCAUCACCAUGUAAAAAAGAUCCGAUGAGUGCAGCACGUCAGCAGCUUGCACAGCAGGUUGGUGAUUAACAACUUAUAUAUUUUUUUAAAUUUAUACUCUCAAAGUUUUCCUCUUGCAACAUAUCAUAGUAUGCAUGGAUAUUGGUGAUGCAGGGCACGUUUUCAGCUAGACAGUACUUUUUUCUCACCCUCUUCUGUGCUUAAUUGGGGUUUCUGCUUGUGCCACACAAAGUCAGUUUUGCUGUUCACAUAAUUGGAUGUUUGGUCUAAUCAUGGAAAAUCACAAAGGAUUUGUUUUUGAUUUAGUGAUAAACUCCAUAUUCCCCUUUGAGACAAAUGUCAAGAUUGCGGAGCAGCAGAAAUGUACUCUAAUCUGAGUAAACUAAAAUGUCAGGCAUAGGGGAACCUGCAUCCUACUGGGUAAGAUCUUAAGAGUACAUAUUUUACAAAUGUGUUUUCAGUACUUCUUAAAUGGGAACUUUCCUUUCCCAUAUUAAUUUCUCUUAUUUCUAAAUUUAAAGGGACACUAGUCACCCAAACUGCUUCAGCUUAAUGAAGCAACUUUGGUUAUAGAUCAAUGCCCCUGCAGUCUCACUGCUCAAUUCUCUGCCAUUUAGCAGUUAAAUCAUUUAGUCAAAUGCAGGGAGGUGUGAGUAGGGCUCCAUAAACGCACAGCCUUCCUGUAAAGAGCCAUCUAAUGUUUACACUUUGUUUAUUGUAAAUUCUGUUUAAUUUAGAAUCUCCUGCUCUAUUAAGUUUGCUAGACCCUACAUGAGCCUCCUGAAUGUGAUUAAGGUUCAAUUUACAGAGCAUGAGUAACUUUUAAAGUUACAUCUGAUUAUGAAACAAUUUUGUCUUAAUCGAAGCAGUGUCUGUCACAGCCAGGGGAGGUGUAUCUAGGGCCCUGCUCACAAUCUAGGAUGCUGUGAAGAUGUUUAAAAAGUAUUGUAAUCUAAUAUAUUACUAUAUUACAAUGGGUCACUGAACAAAUGUUGACAUUAAGGAGGUAGUUUCUAAGCUUUUGCCAUGUACAUUAUUUAGGUCACUAAUAAUAAAGUUAAACAAUGUAGUAGGUUUAUAGUACAAUGAUACACCACUACAUAUCUCAUGGAAUUUGUAGUAGACAAUGAAGCAUAGCUUUCUACACAAAGGACAGAAAUGUUCUGUGGAAUUGUGAAUUCAGAACUGGAAUUAAUUCUUAUGAAUGCCUUCUUCCUCAUGUAGCAUAGAAGAUUCAUCCUAAUGCCACUGAUUCUCCCUUAAUUAAAUCUGUUAUUUGACUAGAAUCCUAUGGAGACAAAUUAUGCCAGAUGGAAUGUAGUCUUGUGCUGUUGAUAUAGGCAUUCUGAUUGCAUAAACACUCCUAAAAGACACUUCGUGCACCAAUACAACAAAAUCCUUUUGAUUUUUGGGCCUUAAUAUGCUGUAGUAUGUUUGCAUGCUCAGAUCUUUAGCGUUUUUACAUAAAAAUGCAUUACAGUAGCAUUAGUGCCCAAAGUGGAACUUUUAAUUAGUCCUUGGACAUUAUCUGUAUUUACUUAAUGUGUCCUUAAUAGUCUGUGCAAUUAUCCCUUUUAAAGUUAUUUCUAUCUUUUAAUAUAAAAAAAUCCUAUGAACUAUCUCUUUGCAAUAUCAUUGGCACCCAUUCCCUACAUGUUACGAUGUGCUCCAUGCUAGGUAGGCAUGUGUGACUCUUUUGCUGAAAAUGGCUUCUUCAAAAUGCUACCUUGUUUAAUGUAGCAUUUGAUAUCUUUCUGAAAAGUCAGUAGCUUAACAUGGAGUGUAAUAUUCACAUUCUAGCUGUGAAUUGGGACCAUAUAGGGUUUUAUCUGCUUUUAUUUCUCUCUCAUGCAUGUAACAAAUGUGUGUAAAUGGAGGUCCCCCACCCUCCCAUUUCUGCAUGAGUGCGCAGGAAAAGAUGAGUUUAACUUGCCUAAACUGUUCUCUUGCAGGAUUGUUUAUAGAUGGAGACCCUGGGGAUUGACACCUUUUUGACACUAGCUCUGCGAAGUGUCAGGUGUAAGAAAAAUACUGAGACAAAGUAGUCCCUGCUGGGUUUGAAUUUCAGUGAAAUUCAAACUCCGUAUGAGUAACAGUUUGUGGUGUGGGGUUUUUUAUUUUUUUAUUUGUUUUUUACUCCAUGGUCGGUUUUUAUACAGAUGCUUAAAAUUGUAGUUUGCGCGUUACACAAUCAGUCAUGAGCUCCUACUGUUACCAAUGUGACAUCUUCAUACUAGCACACCACUUGUCGGGCCCAGAACUAUUCUACAUUCCCAUUGUAAUGUCUGGGUAAAGUUUAUUGCAGGAACAGAAAGUUGCAAUAUUUUUGUCUCCCUUCUCUUACCAUAUUCAUGGGCCUGCUGUAAAAUCAGUUUUUAAAGCAAAUGUAUCCUUUUAACAUGUUUCAAAUAACACAAUGCAUAUACACUUUAAAGCUAUCAUACUUUUGGUAGUGAAUGGGUUAACUGGUGGAAGGACUCUUAUGAAUAACUACUGUAAACUAAACAAUUUUAUUUGGUAUGUACCACAGGUUGCAGACUUAAUUGCUUCAGAAUCUCCAAGAACUUCAGAAGGGAGAGCUGGAGAGUUGGAGGAUUUACUUGGCAUGUUAUCUUCUGAUCCUUUCCUAUCUAAAAAGGAGAUCCCACGGACACCUGAGAACUUGCGUAAGUUGCCGUUGAGGCUAUCAGAGUUUGAAUGCCCUUAUCCAUCCUUGUUAACUGAUGAAUGUCCUAUGUAGUGUUUAUGUCAAGGUUUGAGAAAUCUCAACUUUACUGAAACUGCUUAAAGCUGGAAUCUUAUUUUUAAAUCCUCCCACCCCCCCUCUGUUUUAUAAUGGGAUACACCUGGGUGUCUUGCUGAAUAAAUUCCUUAAAUCUGAUUUAUCUUCUAGCUACCAGCUGGUAUAGAGAACUCUCCUUCUACCAUCACUAUAAAAACUCCUUACCCAACAGUUCUUGAUGUCCUGUGUGUGGGCUGGAUAGGUACCAGAUCUGAGUGCAGCCGAUGGGACAGGCAAAGGUUGCUCUCACAGCUGCAGCAUGCUUAGCGACCUUGAGGCAGCUGAAAACCUUUAAAGGCUUUCCCAGGUGGGGCGGCUUCAAGACUGACAGCUUACCCCAGAUUCGCUGGUCCAGGUGGCUGCAGCACGAAAUAACUGGGUAGACUAUUAUGCCUGCGGUUGCGUUUGCAUGCCACUGCUUCAUGGUGCGCUACAGAGCAUGCAUGAACAAUUAAAGCCAAAGUACACCAAACUUGAAAUGUUAGAUUUUAAUGGCUAAUUAAGUGUUCUUGCAUAGCAAGACCACUUAAUGUUAUCUCACAUAUAUAUUAUUAUUAUUAUUAUAGCAAAAUUUGCCACCCUAACUCCUCCCACAGUUUUUACACUACAUAGACAAAAAUUUACCAAAACGUGCAGAUUGUUCCCGAUCGGAUUGCUAUUACUUUGUGGAACGUUUCGCCGAAUGGUUCACGGAAUAUCGUCGUUCUUGUGGCGAAAUUUGUCCCAUAGGAAUGAAUGGCAAAGCUAGAGUGGGAGCUGGCAAAAGCUGAAAAAUCAGGACAUGAUUUCUAAACUGCCACCACUCCCUUAUUUUCAGGCCCACCUACACAAAUCUUAUAUCAAAACGUUCAGCUAUCCCUCAUGCCACUAAACAUGUCAACGGCUAAGCCAUAGUCCUGAUAGUUUUCACAAUAUAAUCAUUUGUUUGCAACUAACGCCGUCCAUUGACUUUCAUUGAAACUUCACUCUGCAAAUCUCAAAUUUGAAGUGCAAUUUCUAAACUGCGACUGUGCCUUCAAUUUUAAUACUUCAGAGACAUACUAUGCAUCAAAAUGUAGGUCUGGGUCUUGUGAUUCUCACAAUAUAAAGCUCUUCGCUGUAGGAGUUAUAGUUUUUAAAAUACGACCGUUUGAAGAUGGCAACCACCAAAAUACUCUGACCUGUGUCAAGGCUGCAGCAGCAAGUGAUGUCAUAGACAGGGCCUUUUGAACACCUGCUAAUGUUUUUAUAAAUGUAUGGUUUAAUGUAACUGUGCAACAACGUUGCAAUUAAAUGUGCUAUGUAAAUGAUAAGUUACUCCGCCCACUCCAGUUGUAGACUACUGGUGGAGGCAAGAACACUUCACACAAUUUCACCAGAAAUUGUAGCUUUUCUAGUUCAGACUGUUGGACCACAGGAUGCUGGUCAAUACAGGUCUCCUUGUGUGCUACCUUCCCACUAUGCACAGUAAUUUAAUGUAAGGUGAGGUUUUUACUUAAAAGGUACUAGUUUUUACGUUUAAUUGGCUAAGAAGUUAUUUAUAUUAGAUGUCUAACCCAUUUUGUCACGAUAAUAUUGUUAAUAAACUUUAGAAAUUGAAGGCUUCUCCACUUAAACCUAAAGCCACUUCAAAGAUUAAGUACUUGGUCUGUGCUGAAUGUCUCUCUCCCCAUAGGCUUUGUGUGUGUGUGUGUGUGUGUGUGUGUGUGUGUGUGUGUGUGUGUGUCCCUCCAUGGCUCAGCUAGCCAAAAAUACUUUCCAGUUGGAAAACACAAGAAUACAUGAUCUUAUGGAUAAGAAAGAAACGUCUUCAAGGCUCAUGUAACUGGGAGCUGCAGCUCAAGAUAUGAUUUUUAAGACUCUGUAUGUAGAGCUCAAUACAUUUGGUAUAAAAAAAAAAAGGGCUCGUCAAAUUCUAGGCCGCCAUGGCGACAUGAAAUUUUGCCCUGGCGUCUGGGAUUUGUCAGCCUUUAACCUAAAGUGGCCGGCUGGGCAAACAAUGGAGACUGCCAGCUGCCGGUCACCUGCGGGAGCUUAGAGGAGACAAGCUCAGGGAGCUCUGUAGCCAGCCGCCUGCCUGUGGGAGGUAUGGAGGCGGCAGGGUGGGACAACGUGUGAGGGAGCAGUCUUCCUGCAGCUCCUCUCUGCUCCCUUGCGCUGUGUAAUGAUGCCUGGAGCCGGAAUAUGGCGUCAUUCCAGCCCUGGCAUCACUGCAGAGAGGAGCUGCAGGAAGAUCACUGCUCCCUCCCACCCAGGAAUAUCAGCCCCACUGGACCCCAGGGGAAGUCCACUCAGCUCUCCCAAAGGUAGGCAGGCAGGCUGGGUCAAUUAGAACUAAAUAGAAAAGAUAAAUGUGUCAAGGUACUUGCCCCCUACGAUCACAUGAUUGGUGUCUUUUAAAGUGUUUUUAUUUUUUAUUUUUUUUAUUUAAGGCUGUGCUUGUUUUGCUGUUGCUUGUCCCGCCUCCAUAGCUGAGAUCCUAAUGAUCUCAGCUAAGCCAAUGCGUUCCUAUAGGAAAGCAUUGGGAUGAUAUUACACAUGUUCUCUAUGGGUAACAUUCAGUGCCUCCAUGUAGAGCACUGACACAGGACUCUAGUGACCGUCAGUAGAGGUCUUUGACGGACCGACUGGGUUCGUCUGUCAAUCACAACUUCCUAGUACUAGAAGCACUGCACCGGGCACCAUGGUUCCCAUGUCCAGCGUUACAGCUUGGCUGGGAUCUUGCCGUACUCCACCAACCCUGGAUCCUAGACCAGGAACCAGCUGCCAGUGGGUGAACCUCUCCUACUCCAGAGAGUAUAGCAGGAACAGCUCCUAUAAGAGAUAGUGAUUAUAAUCCCAGGGUAGUAUAGUGAUCUAGCAAUCUCAAGGGUAGAUACAGCAGUUUGCCCCACACAUGAGACGAGGCUCCAUGUUUAGGGUAAGCAGGAAUGCAUUUUAAUGGGACCACACUUGGCCUUUUUAUGACAAUCCCCAUGCAAGUGGUACUCCCACCUGGACCUGAUGGAAGAGUGAAUUACAAAGUCAGACCAAUGACAGCCGUGUUACAAUACAUGACACUCCUAAACGGAUCUCUCCUCUGUGGCUGGGAGAUAAUUGGGAAGAAUGUUUUUUUUUGUAAUUGGAUCAGGAACUGUACUAAUCUAUAUAUCUCCAAAAGUACCCCAAACUACACAAAACCCCACAAAAAGUUACAUCCCAUGAUAGCCCUGAUCUGUGUGACAAACAUAUCCAAAAAUCACCCAGAUUUCCAGAAAAUUCCUGAACUGAUUUAUUUGACCGCACGCAUGUCAUGCCCAAAAUAGUUUAGAGAAUCCGGGUUUGCGGUCUGUCUAGUGCAGUAGUUUAAAAAUGAAUAACUGCCAAACAGUCAAUAGUAUUACCCUGGAGCUUGUUCCCUCUCAUCCAGAUGAACGAUUCCACUGAACAGUGCCAUUCUAACUUGUAUAGAACCAAACGGAUGCAAUGAUGGAAGUCCAGUGGUGUUCGGGAGUUUGUGUUCUAUGAGAUUCGUGUGAACAAGAUGGCCGCCACCUCGUGAUUGUCCAUAGAAAUUGCGGCCACCCAGACAAACAAUUGGAACACUGUGGUGUGAAAUGUUCCAAGCUGUUAAUAGGUGUUAACAAGUUCCUGGGUGGUCCCUGGUUCGUGUGGUUGUUCGGUAGUCGAAUGAGACAAUGUUAAAAUACGAGGGAAUGCAAACUACUGAAGAGAAUAGCCAAGAAGGCACGAACAAGGUCUUUUGAGUCUUUGUGCAUGGCCCAUAGUCCUGAGGCAGAAGGCUGACAAACGGGCCCCUCCAAGAACACAAAUGGCGAGGUUACUUUCACCACAGUCUUGGUAAGCAGCAAUGUAAAUGUGAAACUGAAUAUGGAAAAUUUUUACCCAAUUUUUUUCUUUCUACGUUUGUCAAUAAUUUCUUAACUUUUAGGUAAAACAGAAAAAAUACACCGCAUAGUGCAGAUUGUAUAGAAAAUAGUAAGUAAAUUUAUGAACAAAUGGCAACUCACAAUUUUCUGAGCUAUUAAAUCUAGCUCAGAUUUUGGCGCUUUAGGAUCCGUAUAGGCGACCCUCUCCCUUCUUCUCCUUUCUUUAAUCCAAUCCUAUAUGGAUACAGGAGGGGGUAUAUAGUGUAGUACUGUUUAUAUUAUAAUAAAUCUGUGUAAAUAAUAAAGUACUCACAAACCCAGAGCCGAUCUACAGGCUCACUUCAAUGUGCAUAUGUGGUUUAAGGACCACAAUCCUUCCUUAUGUCAGCAGGAAAAAACCACAGGUGUAUCAAAUAUAUAUCACAGAAUUUAUCCAGCUGAAGAAGCCAUCUGACGAAACGCGUUCUGGAGAAGUGAGCACUGAAAACUUUUUUGGACUUUUAGCCUUAUAAGUGUUUAUACUUAUAUAUAUUUUUAUAAGAUUUUUUUUAUAGUGUGUAAUUAUUUUUUAGUCAAAUGAUAUAUAUUUUUUGAUACACCUAUGGCUUUUUCCUGCUGACAUAAGGAAGGAAUGUGGUCCUUAAACCACAUAUGCACAUUGAAGUGAGCCUGUAGAUCGGCUCUGGGUUUGAGUACUUUAUCUAUUAUUUACACAGAUUUAUUAUAAUAUAAACAGUACUACACUAUAUACCCCCUCCUGUAUCCAUAUAGGAUUGGAUUAAAGAAAGGAGAAGGGAGAGGGUCGCCUAUACAGAUCCUAAAGUGCCAAAAUCUGAGCUAGAUUUAAUAGCUCAGAAAAUUGAGUUGCCAUUUGGCAUUUGUUCAUAAAUUUAUUAUUUUCUAUACAAUCUGCACUAUGCGGUGUAUUUUUUUUUUUUUUUUCUGUUUUACCUAAAGGUUAACAAGAAAUUAUUGACAAACGUAGAAGAAAUUGGGUAAAAAUUUUCCAUAUUCAGUUUCACACAUGUGCUGCACUGGUAUUCCUUAUUUUCCACCAUUUCUGUUUAAAAGAUCCUCACAGUGAUUAGCAGCUUUUCAGAUUAUAUAUAAAUUAAAAGACACUUCACUCAAAUAGCGCUAAUACUUUCCUGUUUUAUAGCAAAGUAAAUGUGUUUACAUUAAAAGGGCUGCAGGGACAGGCUGUAGGCACCUGAACAAUUACGUUAAUCUUUAGUAAUUCUGGUGAUUAUAGUGUCCCUUAAAAAAUAACAAAAAACUGGCUCCUAGAUUCCAAACAAAUUUGUCAAGACCUGAAAUAUGAAGACUGCUUGUCAAGGAAUUCAGAAGAUCCCUUCUAUAUAUUAAAGAUCAAAUUGGCUUCAAAAUUUUUGUAAACGGUCACGGAAGAUAAAAUUUAUCCGCUAGAAGUAUGUGACAGGUAUUUGCCUUAACUCUUACUGCUUCAAAGAAUGAGAAUUGCCAUUUAAGAAGGGAAACUCUUUGGUACUCCACUUGAGCUUAUUAAAUGUCACUUUUUUUUUUUUUUAAUAUAGACAAAGAUCUAACUUUAGAGAAUAGGUUUCACUCCUUUCGAAUACCCAAACUGAAAUGCUUAAUCCUCCUAGAGUUUUUUGAUGCAGGAAGAAACGAGGCAGACUGAAAUCUUUUUACAUUUUUAUUAAUGGCAAAGAACUACAGAAGAUGCAUGGGUGUUGAGUAUUAUCAAACGUUAUAAGAUUCAAUUUGCAGAAAAAGCGUAAACCGCUUAAAGGACCACUAUAGUGCUGCCGGGCUCUAGGGGGUGGAAGGGGUUAAACUUGCCUCUUUCUCCAGCGCCGGGCGGGGGACUCUCCGCCUCCUCUCCUCCUUGGCUGAAUGCGCAUGCAUGGCAAGAGCCACGCGUGCAUUCAGCCAGUCUCAUAGGAAAGCAUUCACAGUGCUUUCCUUUGGACGCUGGCGUCUUCUCACUGUGAUUGUGUCACUUUUACUAAAAAUAUUGUAAUAAGCUACCAUUUUGAAAAUAUUUGUUCAGCGAAGUCUCCCGAGUAAAACAGUCCACCCCGCUAUGUACAGGUUUUAUGGUGUCUUGGAAAGUUACAGGGUUAAAUAUAGUGCUUGCAAUUCAAAUUCUUUGCACUUUCUGCCUGGGUUUUUAGGCAUGUCAAUCAAAUUUUAAUUAAAUAACAUAAUUAUGUUUAAAUGUAGACUUAAAAUUCUACUUGUAUAUAAGUAAUAUUUUAUAUGUACAUUUAUGUAAUUUUUUUGUGGUUAUUUGUAUUUUAUAUAGAAUGUCAUUCUAUGUGUAUUUUGUUAAAUAUACAUAUUAACAAAAUACAGUUAGAAUGAAAUUACAUAAUUUUUAAUUUCUAUAUUUAUACGUGUAUAUAGAUAGAGAGAUGUAACGUCAUUCUGAGUGUAUUUUAAUACUAAUAAAUUUACUUAACAUUAAAAUACACUGUAUAUAUUUUAAACAUGUUUCUUUUUUUUUUUUCAUUCUUCCCCCCUCCCCCUCCCCCAGCAGGGGCACUGUGCGACGUUUCAGUCCCCCUGCUGGCAGAUCCACAGCCAGAAAUAGGGGGCCAUGUGAUCGCUCUUCGAGAGUGAUCACAUGGCUCCCAGGGGCCUGAUUUGCCAGGGGAGGGCUGCCUGGGCUGUUAGGCAGUCCUCCCGAAGAGGAUCGCGGUGGAGGUAAGUGAAUUUUACCUCCUGAGGGCUUAAGCUGUUACGGUGUUCUAUGCCACCGCAACGGCUUUAAAGCCCAUUUAAAUGGGGACCGCAUGUAACGUCGUUAAGGGGUUAAAGAUAAAACACUACAUAUCAAUGCAACAUACAACACUCACAAUUACACCUUUUGGGGAUUUUGUAAACUCCAAAUUUUUGUUUUGGCGUAAAUCAUGGUCACCUGUUUUAAGUGUAGUUUGCAAUAUAGUUGCUCUAAAUGCAUGUUUUGGAACGUGACCAGUAUAUGAUUGUAUCUUUUUGUAGAGGUGUUUUUUUGUUUUGUUUUUUUUUUCCUCUUCCUUUCAGAAAAAUUGUGUAUCCCUACCAAUUAUUGAUAACAAUCUAGCCAUGUCUGUGUGAAUACAAUGUGUUAACUUUAUUUUGCAGUUUCUGAAAUCCGAAGUUCCUGGCGAAAAGCCAUAGAGUCAGAAUCUUCAGAUGUUGUGGCUAGUUCCUUGGAGGCUCAGUGUUUGGAUUCCCCAUCAGAGCUUGAUUCCGCUCACUGCAGUCAGAUAGAUCUGAGCAUGGCCUGCUUUAUGUCCACCUCUCACAUUUCAGACCAUAAUGAUUCUUUGGAUGCCCGGUUUCUUCCAAGCACUGGAACACCUGUACCACAGCAACUUUUAACCACUACCCACAACACAAAUGCGACUAAUACUUCAGAGAAAGGACUCUCUCUUCCCAUAAAGAAAAGUGUUUCAGAGACAUUAGCACUACCUGUGGACAAAAGUAAAACUUGUGUCUUCAAGAUUGAGUCUCCUAACAUGUCAGUGAACAACACUUUGCUUAUCUCUGUUCCCAGAGAUGAAAAUACUUCUGAAUAUGUGCUUUCAUGGGAUUCUUCCAAAAUGGUAGACAAUGGCAAUAGUGAAGACAGCUCUGAAGUAAUCCAGUUUGGCAUUUUGCAUGAAACCCUUCCAGAUAAGCUGGGAAACCUAAGUUUUAAUAGCGACACAAGUGCAGAGACCAAUGAAAUUGUAGAGACCCGAAUGCUAGAUCUCCUCUUGGACAAAACACAGAUUUUGACUCCUGAGCGUAAAAUGGACAUACAAUCAAUACGCAGCCGCUAUGAAGCGCUUAAAAGCACGCUCUUUACAUCUCUGACAGAGAGUGGGAAAAGUGACAAGCACACACCCAGCAGGUUCACAAAGCAAAAAUCUGAAUCUAGUCUUUUACUUGACACGGGCAGUGUGUUUAGUCCUGCAGACAGAGGUUUAACAUUGGACUUGGAAUACCUGAUGACUCCAUCAAAUGACAGAAAGCUAUCUCUCCCACAGCUGAUAUCCUUUUCUCCAGCUGAAGAUAUACACCUCAACAAGGAUGAGUUUGUGGAUGUGUUUGAGUCCCAGGGUAAUGAAUUUUCAAAUUUAUACCUGAGCAUUAAUGGAUGACCUAUUCAAAAAUUUUUUUUCCUAAAAUAUAUUUGCCUGUGGAUCAAAUUUUGCUCGUUAAUGCCUAUUAAUAGUAUUUACCAAAAAACAUAGAUGUAACUUCCCUGGUUAUUUUCCGAUUAGGUCUGUGCUCCUAGUCACAUGUUUAAUGUGGCAAAAGGUGAAAAGCGUAAUUUCUAGAAUUUUUACAAAUAAAAUUUUUCUCUUCUCUCCUCCCUCUGCAGCAGUAGCAAGCAUGAACAAGACAUUUGAAUUUGCAUCAGAUCCUCUAAAAAGCACAGACGAAGGGCUGGGGCAACUCAUACAACUGUAAAACUAUAAAAUAUUUUUGUUUUGUAAAGUAUUUUGAAAAAAUGUAAGUAAGCCGAACCAAUAGCCUUUUUUUUUUUUUUUGUGUAAAUGUACACGGUUUACAACGCUAAAUGUUGCACUAAAUUAAAGCUUAAAACAAGCAUCUGAUCUUGUUAUAAAAUGUGUGGAGAUGUCUUAUGUAUUUUGUAAAUUUAACAAUUGUGCUGUAUCUUUAAUUUUUUUUUUUUUUUAUAUAUAAUUGUGCCCUAUAAUGAGCCUUUCAUAAUAGAACUUAAUUUUUAAGGAAGGAAAAAACUUGCCUCCUGCGUUCCUCUGUGCUAUCCGUAAACUGUCCAGCUGAAAGACUUCAUCUUCAUGCUUCGCUUGAGCCACUGAACUGUGAAACCAAAUACAUAGAAGUUUGUGCAAAACUAUACUUAGCUAUAAUUUAUUUUGACUUGGUUUUGUUUAGUAUGCCAAUUACUGUCCCUUUAGUUUGUAUUUCUUCUCCCCUUAUUCCAUUUCAUCCUUCUGAGUGGUAUAAUUAAAUGAUCACUACAACUUGAUUCAAAUCUUGUCUUUAGAGAAUGGGGCAGGCUGCUCAAGUCUGGUCAGUAAUUGUUAAACCUAUCAACUGUUUGAAAGCAACAUGACUUGCAGUAACACAUGAAUAGCAUAUUGAUAAGAUUUUUGACUCACUAGUUCAGCCUGUUCUGCUUCUCAACAAAUGGCAGACAGCACACAUUUAGCCCACCUAGUGCCACUCAGUCCAGAGUAUCGCAGCUAUCAACAGAAUGUUACAGGUAUUCAAAUUGUGUUUUUUUUUUUCCCCCCCUUUUUUUUUUUCUUUCAAUACUGUCAACUGGCUUGACUGUUGCCAUUUGUGUUUAUAUAUGUAAAUAUAAUUUAACGUAUUUACCUACUGAAUGCGUUGUCACUUCUGCCGUAUGCUUUUGAUUUAAAAACUUGUUCUCUUGCCAUCCUAUCAAGAUGCAGUCUCAUCAGUGCAUCAAGUCCUUGCUGGUUCAUAUGUAUUUCAGUUAGGUUUCCUUUGAUUUUUCUCAAACAGCAAAUUCUUUGUGUUAAACAAUUUCUGUUUGUGCAUUUGUCAUAGACCAACUUUGGUCUCACUUAUCUGUAAAUUUCCCUUGCUUUCUUGAACUUAUUUUGUCAGCCAAUUAUCACAUGUCUUUGUUCUUUUAAAUGGCAAUGUUAACUGGUAUGUCCAUAUGAAAUUGUAAAUAAAUGUUCAUAAAGAUUGUGUUGUCAAACUAAAGUUUGUGUAAUCUGCUUCCUAAAUACCUGGUCAAUUCCUGGAAUGUGGCUACCUGCGAAGGCACAUUUUCCAUCCAACUUCUCAAAUGAAUUUCUUGGAUUGCUGAGACACUCUUGACUAUGAAUUUUAAUUUUAUGCUAAGGAGAUGUGCGACUGCAAUAAAAUUCCUGUCAUGAGAACCUAAACAAUAAAGAAGUGUUGCAUAUUACAAAAAAC
Molecule: messenger RNA, 26525 nt
Organism: Pelobates cultripes (western spadefoot toad)
Lineage: Eukaryota; Metazoa; Chordata; Amphibia; Anura; Pelobatidae
Source: the annotation of a GenBank genome assembly